GGCGACUCGUCGAACAAACAGCGACAAGCCACUGCUGCUUGUUAACUGCCAUUCACACAUUUCUAGUGAAUCCAUUUCCAACUCCACACGGAAUUCGUUUGAGUGAUGAUUGAGGACUGAGUGUGGUUGCAGAAACUUGCCAAUUGACAGACGUUGCUCGGUUUGGAAUGUGAUGACAGUGGUUCACAAGAGUGCUCACAGCUGCUGAUAUUGAUCACUGUGCCUAGUGAAGCGAGUUUUAGAUCCAGGUUGUAGAGGUCUAAGCAGGCAAGUUUUAACCGAAUUACCUGAUCACACACCAUGGCUGACCAGUCGAGGGCAAAUGCGACGGAUGAGAUUGUCUUUCGGCUACCCGUCGAUUCUGAACACAAAGCCAAGACAUUGCACAUCUUCAGCUUCGCAAAACCCCACAUGCGAGCGUUUCAUCUCUCCUGGAUUUCGUUUUUCACUAGUUUUCUUUCGACAUUUGCUGCCCCGCCGCUCAUUCCAGUCAUCCGAGACAAUUUAAACCUAACAAAAACUGACAUCGGACAAGCUUCCAUCGCUUCAGUAUCUGGUGCGGUUCUGUCCCGGCUCAUGAUGGGAACUGUGUGCGACAUUGUGGGGCCACGAUACGGCUCUGCGUUCCUCAUCAUGAUCAAUGCACCUGCAGUGUUCUCAAUGGCGGUGGUUGAUGAUCCCGCGGGCUUUCUUAUCUGCCGAUUCUUCAUUGGCUUUUCGCUUGCGACAUUCGUUUCGUGCGAAUUCUGGGUGACCAACAUGUUCACCACAAAGAUUGUGGGUACUGCUAAUGGGCUCGCUGCUGGCUGGGGCAACCUUGGUGGUGGAGCUACUCAAAUCAUCAUGCCUCUAAUCUUUCUCUGGAUUAGAGACAGUUGUGAUUUGGGGGAAUGUUCUGGCAGCUUUCAUCAUCCAUCGUUCAUGGCAUGGCGCCUCGCCUUUUUUCUCCCCGGAACAGUACACAUCUUCGUGGGACUAUUGAUCCUAUUUCUUGGCCAAGACCUUCCUGAUGGAAAUGACACCACACAUCUCCACAGACAGAAUGAUGUCAAAGAUAGCUUCAACAAGGUAUUGUACUUCGCAGUAACGAGUCCAAGAACAUGGAUAUUUUUUAUAAUCUACGGGUACAGCUUCGGGGUAGAGCUGACUGUUGACAACAUCAUCGCUGAGUAUUUUUACGAUCGCUUUGAUUUGAAUCUGAACACCGCUGGGGUUAUCGCAUCGGCCUUCGGUUUUAUGAACAUCUUUUCUCGUCCAGCGGGUGGGUACCUCUCCGACUACAUUGGGCGUCGUUUUGGGAUGCGAGGUCGAUUGUGGAUCCUAUGGAUUGUCCAGUCGCUAGGAGGUGUUUUUUGUAUCUUACUCGGCCUAAUGACUGACUUGUCCGCCGCCAUUGCGGCCAUGAUCGUCUUCUCCAUCUUCGUCCAAGCUGCCUGCGGAACCGCGUUCGGAAUCAUCCCUUUCAUCUCUCGGAGAUCGCUGGGCAUGGUCAUCGGACUGACUGCAGCGGGAGGGAACAUUGGAUCCGUGGUGACGCAAGCGCUCUUCUUCACAUCAUCCUCCUAUCACACCGAAGUGGGCCUCAUAUACAUGGGCGUCAUGAUCCUGUGCUGCACUAUGCUGGUCACUCUGAUAUGGUUCCCGCAGUGGGGUAGCAUGUUCUUCCCAGCUCGCAAAUCGGCCACAGAGGAAGAUUACUACGUGUCUGAAUGGACUGCGGAAGAGCAAGGCCAUGGCCUGCAUUUGGCAAGCUUGAAAUUCGCUGUGAAUGCUCGCAGUGAGAGAGGUAGGCACGGCAGCUCCAGCUCUCGCGACCCGGAAGGCGACCACCCUACCGCUGACGGAAUCGGCCUAUCUCUUUGGAAGUCCUACUCGCACUAGACUCUUAACCGCAGACGCAUAGCCCUAAUUGAACGUCACAAUUUCCAAGGACAUCGAUCAGAUCGCUGCUAUUUUCUAGACGAGUGGCGCAAUUUGCGAAUCCGACACCACCACAGCUUUGCUUUUGAGCAUCUAAGCAAGGAAAAGCCCAUCCUCCCUCGCUUCGGGAUUGCAGAGCGACGAUUAAUCACUGAUAGUUCACAGUAUUUGGUGCCGCACGCAUCUUGCUUUAUCUAGACUCUGCGAUGGCAUCGGACUGUCGGCAUACCGACUCCGCGACUGCGCUUCCGCACCCCUCGAGACUGCCCUUGGGCAGCUAUACUGACCGAUUGUUUUGGGCAGCCCGGAAUUGAGCAAAACAAAGUAAAGCGUAAAAAGUCUUCGGACGUGGAAAUGUUCUAGUGAGGGUAUGGCAUUUAUUUUUCAUCCAAUGUCUUGGAUGUCUUCGAAAGACGUGUGAAUGUUUUAAUAGUUUGGAUGAAUGAUUUUCCUGAGGGAAUUGUGACAAAAUGAUAUUGUAAAAACUGUUUAAAAAUUGAUUUUGAAGUUUGAGCAAACUACAAAA
Messenger RNA from Physcomitrium patens, 2446 nucleotides. RefSeq names its product high-affinity nitrate transporter 2.1. Gene Ontology annotation, biological process: nitrite transport; nitrate transmembrane transport. Gene Ontology annotation, cellular component: membrane. The record is from RefSeq and is a predicted model, not a curated record. Gene Ontology annotation, molecular function: nitrite transmembrane transporter activity; nitrate transmembrane transporter activity. NCBI's taxonomy places the organism in Eukaryota, Viridiplantae, Streptophyta, Bryopsida, Funariales, Funariaceae.